CCUCUCCUCCCGUCCUACACGUCUCCCACCUCUCCCCUGGACCUGUCUUCCCCCUCCUUCACAGACAGCCUCCCACCAGACAGCUCCAGCAGCCCCACCCCGGGGGGAGAGACCACCACGGCCCAGCCCAGCUACCCUCGCUUCAUCGGACAGGGCUUCAACGAGAACCUCAUCCCCAUCUACUGCUCCAUCCUGGCUGCUGUGGUGGUGGGGCUGGUGGCCUUCAUCGUCUUCAAAAGGUGAGGGGUCAUGGAAUGGGACCAGAGACAAAGCAGGGAGAUAGGAUAUGAGCACAGAUAGAAGCAGAUAUCAUGCAGAUAGAAGCAGAUAUCAUGCAGAUAAAAGCAGCUUUCAUGCAGAUAGAAGCAUAUAUCAUUCAGAUAGAAGCAGAUAUCAUGCAGAUAGAAGCAGCUUUCAUGCAGAUAGAAGCAGAUAUCAUUCAGAUAGAAGCAGCUAUCAUAUAGAUAGGAUCAGAUAUCACACAGAUAGAAGCAGCCAUCACACAGGUAGAAGCAGCUAUCACACAGAUAGGACCAGAGACAAAGCAGGGAGGAUAAUACAUGUAUACAGACAGCACUUUUCUCUUUCAGUGGGCUCAGGCUGGAGGAGGGAGAGAGAGGGAAUGAACUAGGACAGAGAGGUUGAAUAGUCAGGGAGGGGAACAGACAGGCAGGGUGGUGUUUGAGUGAUGUAGCCCAUGGCUAAAGAAAGGCAGGGAGGCAGAUAGAGAGGGACUGUAUGGUGAAAUAUUCAGGCCUGCUGUGGAAUGGCGAAACAUUGACCCAGUUACACCACAUGAUUACACACACACACAUACACUCCAACACACCAUAAUGCAUUUCAAAGGUCACACACUCAGAGCAUAAUGAUUGACAGAGGUCAGUCACACAUCAAACAUUAGAAAUGACGCACAGAGACACACACACACACGCAUGUGCACACAAACACAUACACACACACACACACACACACACACACACACACACACACACACACACACACACACACACACACACACACACACACAGCGAUUCAAACACACCAUGUAGCAAGUAAACAAGCUCAUCAUCACAUCCAGCAUCUAUUGUAAAGUGCAGUCCAGUUGAAAUCUGAGUGGCUACUUCGUCAACACAAACAGUUACGGGGCUACUUUAGUAUCUGUCUCCUUCCACUGUAUAGACAGGUACAACACUGUCUGUUAAAAGGCUUUGAUUGACUGAUUGAUUAGAUUUGAUCAUUACAACUAGAAGGCUGCUCCAGCCAGAGACAACAUUACAUUAAAAAUGAUUGAGGAUAAAACCACUAUAAAGCCAGAAGGCUUGUUUCCCUUGUGCUUCUUUAUGUUUACUGGAAUACAUUCAGAGAUGUUCGAUGACUUAUCACUCCUCGUCCCUGCCACGUGUCCUGAUGACGAUCCCAAUCCCAAAAUGUCCAUCACUUGCAUCACACCAAUUAAACCACUGCUGUGAACACAGUGUUACAUGGCAUGACUCACUUCUUCUCCGGUCACACCUUCCCAGGUGGAACAGCUGCAAGCAGAACAAACAGCCGGCUAACAACCGCCAAGCCACAGCAGCCAAUCAGACGGUGACGCCGGAGGGGGAGAAGCUGCACAGCGACAGCGGCAUCUCAGUGGACAGUCAGAGUCUGCAGGAGCAGCAGCAUGCAGCCCAGGCCCAGGUCCCAGACACAGACACACAGACAGGAACAUAUAGG
This is a messenger RNA of Coregonus sp. 'balchen', 1716 nucleotides long. NCBI's taxonomy places the organism in Eukaryota, Metazoa, Chordata, Actinopteri, Salmoniformes, Salmonidae. The record is from the annotation of a GenBank genome assembly.